Parus major (Great Tit) is the source of this 2616-nucleotide messenger RNA. Its product is annotated as disintegrin and metalloproteinase domain-containing protein 19-like. The record is from RefSeq and is a predicted model, not a curated record. Gene Ontology annotation, molecular function: metalloendopeptidase activity. The annotation marks the transcript as partial. NCBI's taxonomy places the organism in Eukaryota, Metazoa, Chordata, Aves, Passeriformes, Paridae. Gene Ontology annotation, biological process: proteolysis. The transcript is spliced from 17 exons.
AGCGCCUGCUCAGGAAUACGGGGCCUCAUUGUGCUGAGCAGCAACACCAGCUACUACCUGAGACCCCUGGGGACCCCUGAGCCAGCCCUGCACCUCAUCCACCGGGCAGAGCACCUGCCCAUGCCAGGGGGCACCUGUGGGCACGGCCACGACCUCGGGAGCACCAUGGCUGGCAUUGCCCAGCUCUUCCAGCCACAGCACCCACGGGCCAGGAGAGAUGCCUGGAGGACCAUGAAGUACAUGGAGCUCUUCAUCGUUGCUGAUCAUACCCUGUACAGGAACCAGAACCUCAACCUGGGCCACACCAAGCAGCGCAUCGUGGAGAUCGCCAACUACGUGGACAAGUUUUACAGGCUGCUCAACAUCAAGGUGGCCCUGAUCGGGCUGGAGGUGUGGACGGAGCGGGACCAGUGCGCGGUGAGCAGCGACGCCAACGCCACGCUCUGGGCCUUCCUGCAGUGGAAGAAGUCGCUGAGGGCGCGCAAGAGACACGACAACGCCCAGCUGCUGACAGGGAAGACCUUCGGGGGCACCACCAUCGGCAUGGCUCCGCUGGAGGGGAUGUGCAGCGCCGAUAACUCCGGAGGGGUCAGCGUGGACCACGCGGAGCAGCCCAUCGGCGCCGCCGCCACCAUGGCCCACGAGAUCGGCCACAACUUCGGCAUGGUCCACGACACCAAGGGCUGCUGUGUGGAGGCCACCCCGGAGCAGGGAGGCUGCGUGAUGGCAGCAGCCACGGGGGGGCUGGGGCGGCGCUGGGGAAGGGAUGGAACCAUUGCCCACGGAGUCCUCCUCUCCACGCAGGAAUGCACCAACCCCUGCUGCAACGCUCACAACUGCACGCUGAAGCAGGGAGCGCAGUGUGCCCACGGGGACUGCUGCCACAGCUGCAGGCUGAAGGUGGCGGGGACGAUGUGCCGGGAAGCCGCGGGAUCCUGUGACCUGCCGGAGUUCUGCACCGGAGCGUCUCCGUACUGCCCAGCCAACGUGUACCUGCUGGACGGCUCGUCCUGUGCACACGGGGAGGCCUACUGCACCAACGGCAUGUGCAUGAGCCACCAGCAGCAGUGCCUGCAGCUCUGGGGACCAGGAGCGUGGCCAGCACCAGAUGCCUGUUUCCAGGACGUGAACAUGGCCGGGAACACCUACGGCAACUGCGGCAAGGACAGCCAGGGCCGCUACGUCAAGUGUGACAAGAGGGAUGCCAUGUGUGGGAAGAUCCAGUGCCAGAGCUCUGCCAAGAAGCCUCAGGGGACCAACACGGUGUCCAUCGACACCACGAUCCGCUUCAAGGGCCGGGAGGUCAAGUGCCGCGGCACCUUCGUCUACAGCGCCAGGGACGACCAGGAGGACCUGUCCGACCCCGGGCUGGUCCUGACGGGCACCAAGUGUGGAGAGGGGAUGGUGUGCAAGGACCGGCGGUGCCAGAACGCGUCGCUCUUGGAGCUGGAGGAGUGCGUGUCCCGCUGCCACGGCCACGGGGUCUGCAACAGCAACAAGAACUGUCACUGUGACCCCGGCUGGGCCCCCCCGUUCUGCGAGAAGCCGGGCCUGGGUGGCAGCGUGGACAGCGGUCCUGUGCAGAGCCACAGUGAGUCCCAGCUUGUCCCCAGGGCCCUGGGCUGCUCCUGUCCUGUCUGCAGGGGUGCCAGGGGAGGGCUGUUCCUGUCUGCAGUGGUGCCAGGGGAGGGCUGCUCCUGUCCUGUCCUGCAGUGGUGCCAGGGGAGGGCUGCUCCUGUCUGCAGUGGGCUGGGGGGCUCUNGAGACCCCAAACCCGCCAGGCCCCCUCCCCCGGCCAGCAAAUCCCCCCUGGUGCCCAGCAGAGCCGGCAUGGCCCAGGCCAAGCUCCCGCCUCCGAGGAAACCUCUUCCCUGCAGCCCCGUGAGGACCCCGCAGGUGGUCCCAAAGCACCAAGCCCCGCGCCGGCCGCUGCCGGGGAGUCCCCUCCUGGCCAAGGAGCUGCCUCCUGCACAUGGACAGACCCUGCUGGUCAUGGUCCCUCCUACCAACUUCAAGGUGUCGGGGACGAGCGGCUCGAGCCACCCCACCAGGCCCCAGAAACCGACACCACCUCAAAGGCCUGUCCCAGCCAUCAAAGUCCAAUCCACCUCCUUCUCCUCAAAGAAGUGACAACCCCAGGACACCUGACCCACCCUUCCUGAGCUGGCUCUCCUCAUUUGCACUGCUGUGGCCACAGGGCUCUCCUGUUCCUCUUGUUUUAGUAACCCUUUUGAUACCAGAGGACUAUUUUUGUAAGACAAAAUUUGUAUUCAGCACACAAACUGUAGUGGUGGGGGUGGACAGGGGACAUUGGUACCACGGCUGGGCCAGGCGUUGGCUGGAGGUGAGGUUUCCAUGACGGAGAUCCCACCACAGCUCUUGGCACUGCUUCCUGGCCAAUUUCCCUCCCAGCUUUAGUUCCUUUUGACAUUGCACACGGGCUGGGAUGGAAGUGAACAUCCCCACCCAUGGAAGAUGCUGGUGACAGUGUGAUGUCCUUGUCGCUACCUCCUCCUUCUCCUCCAGGCCGUGAGCCCUCAGCCACUGCAGCUCCACGCUGGCCAUCGUCUGGGACACGUUUGCCAUGACAGAAGCGUGGUGCCCAGUUUGGACUGG